Gavialis gangeticus (Gharial) is the source of this 2141-nucleotide messenger RNA. Its product is annotated as IQ and AAA domain-containing protein 1-like. NCBI's taxonomy places the organism in Eukaryota, Metazoa, Chordata, Crocodylia, Gavialidae. Gene Ontology annotation, molecular function: ATP binding; protein binding; ATP hydrolysis activity. Bases 1 to 2094 code for a protein of 697 amino acids. The record is from RefSeq and is a predicted model, not a curated record. The transcript has 16 exons.
AUGUGGCUGGAGUCGCAGGUGGCCCUGAAGGAGCUGCUGGCCCAGGAACUGCCGGCCGCACCGCCGCAGCCCGAGCGAGACCGGGCCGCGUUCUCCCACGGGCUGGCCACCCUGUUCCUGCGCUACGUGCAGGUCGUGCGGUGCCUGGAGACCUGCCACGACCAGAUGCUGCAGCCGCAGAAGCGCCGCAUGCUGCGCCGGGUGCUGGACGGGGCCCUGGGCCGUGUGCUGGAGCUGAAGGAGGCGCUGGUGCAGCUGGACCGCUCCGAGUACCACUUCAUGGACCACGCGCUGCAGGACCUCAAGCUCACCCCGGCGCGCGAGCGGUCGGCGCGGGACGGUGGCACCAAGGAGCUGGACCGCAAGAAGGCUGCCAUCCGCAUCCAGAAGGUGUGGAAGGGCUGCCUGCAGCGCCGGCGCACGGCUCUGGAGCGGCAGCAGGAGAUGGCCUUCAUCGGCAUGGUCUCCGACCCAGCGGCCCCGGGGCUCUCGGCGGUGGCGCUGCGGGCGCAGCUGGGCGAGGACUUUCGGCGGCUGCGGCAGGCGGACCGUGAGGCCGAGUACCAGCAGGCGCUGGCCAGCACCCGGGCGUUGCUGCUGGACCUCGAGGGGCCCAGCCUGCAGGAGGCCAUGAAGGAGCAGCUGCGCCAGUGGUUCCUCGAGUGCCGGGACCUGACCGGGCACUUCCCAGAGUACCCCGACGAGGACGUGGGGGGCUCCAGCAUCCUGUUUGCAGAGAAGACCCCUGAGCAGGUGAGAGAAGAGCUGGAGCAGCUGGAGAGAGAAGAGGGGGAGAAGAAGAAGAAGAAGAAGGAGAAAGAGAAGGAGAAAAAAGGCAAGAAGAAGAAGGACAAGAAACCGGAGGAAGCUGCAAGUCUGAUGCUGCCUCCCUCCAGCUUCCUGCCCGUCAUCAACACGGGCUUCAUGCAGUACCAGGCCACCUGGGGGGAGUGGGACACGGGCGAGUCGGUGCAGCAGGGCUGCAACCUGGAGCUGAUCAAGGCCCAGAUGCGGAAGGAGGUGGAAAAGGAGGUUCGGCUGCAGCAGAAGUUGGGGAAGAAAAGAGGGAAAAAGGAGAAGGACCUGACCCAGGACAGGACCCUGGACUCGCUGUAUGAGGAGCUGGCGCUGCAGGGCAUCCUCAGAAAGCCCCAGCCCGUGCCGCUGGCUGACUACACCGGUGACUUCAGCUACCUGGGCAGCACGCUGCGCGCGGCGGGGGCCGAGCCCGCGCCCUCGGUGCUGGACGUCCGGCAGAACGUGGUGCUGUACGCCAUCCUGCGCCUGGGGUCACCCACGGUGCACGAGCUGGCACCACAGGUGAGGUCCCUCCUGCUGGCUGGCCCUGCGGGCACCGGGAAGAAGAUGCUGGUGCACGCCGUGUGCACCGAGACGGGCGCCAACCUCUUCGACCUCUCCCCCGAGAACCUGGUGGACAAGUACCCGGGGAAGGCCGGCCUCAGCCUGCUCAUGCACAUGGUCUUCAAGGUGGCGAGGCUCCUGCAGCCGUCGGUGAUCUGGGUCGGCAACGCGGAGAAGACGUUUUACAAGAAGGUCCCGAAAGAGGAGAAGGAGGCGGAGCCGAAGCGCCUGAGGAAGGAGCUGCCCAAGGCUCUGAAGACGCUGCGGGUGGACGACCGGGUGCUGCUGCUGGGCACGUCCGACCGGCCCUACGCGGCCGAUGCCAAGGCCCUGUGCAAGGCCUACGAACGGGUCCUCCUCGUGCCCCGACCCGACUACGCCUCCCGCUAUGUGACCUGGCAGCGCCUGAUUCAGAAGCACAGUGGCACCGUGGGCCAUGGCCUGGACCUCAGCGCCCUGGCCACGGUCUCAGAUGGCUACAGCCAGGGGUCCGUGGCGCAGGUGGUGCGGACGGUGCUGACCGAGCGGCGCAUCCUGCAGCUGCCCAGGAGGCCGCUGCGUGCCGAGGAGUUCCUGCAGUUGCUGCCCAAGGCUGACCCCAUCUACUCCGAAGAGGAGAAGUUGCUCCAGGACUGGUACCUGAAGACGCCCCUGGGUAAGAGGUGGCUCAAGGCCAUGGAAGAGCAGGUGGAAGGGAAGGAGAUGCAAGCGAAGAAGAAGGGGAGGAAGUAAAGCCGGCUGGAAGCGGGGAGCUGGCAGCACCCCUGGCUGGGGCAGCC